UUACAACUCCACAAAGAUUCGGUGGUAAUGGUGGCUUGCUUAUUGUGACUUUGAAAGACUCGUUUGAUCUAAUGACUAAAAAUUCCACUCGUAACGCACUCGAGUAAGUCUUUAUUAGUAACUGAAGUCGAGUGUAUUUAAUAGAAAAAUGUAUAGAGACGCUUUAGACAACGUGUCUGCGUUUAAUGCCAAGUUAUGUUUCGAGAGAAAAAUGCGAGCGCCAUUUUUAGACGCGCAAACCGGAAUAGCUAUGAACAACUGCAAUCUCUGGUUGAGCAAGUUUAUGCGUAGAGAACCUGAAAGUUCACAGUACAUCUACACAUAUCCUGCUAGACGGUGGCGCAAGAAAAAACGAGUUUAUCAACCAGAGAAAAGCGAAGAGGAGAAAGGGAGCUUAGUAGAGGAAGAGCCAUCAUCAUUCACCGAAGCAGAGGGUGAACAAGCAUUGGAAUAUGUGGACUCACAACAGAUGGGUAGGGCAGAAGAGUUCACAGAAGAAGACACACUGGGGCUAGAAGCCAGUAGCGACUUAGAUGAAGACGUAGAAGAGCAGCUGUCAUCGGAUGAUGAGGAAGUCGAGCUCGGGAAAAGAAGGCGUGGUCGUCCUGGCCGCAAGAAGGGUUAUGGUUCUUCUUCACAGCUCCACACAGUCCCACGUCCAUCACCACUCUUCUCAGGCUCCAUGAUAGUCCGAAACAUAACAAAGGAGGAAUUAGCACGAAUGACACCAGAGGAUCGAAAGAAACCCUACGUCUGUGAAAUUUGCGGCAGACGAUACAAGAAUGGUCCUGGUUUAAAGUACCAUUAUACCCACUAUAACCAUGACCAGGACAAUACUAGCAAUGCCGCCCAAGAUGAUCACUCCAUCUCUCUUCCCUCCACUCCUGCCGCUCUGGCUGUAGACUCACCCAAGGCACCAUCACCCAUGCCGAGAGGACCAGGCCGCCCACGCAGACCAGACAUGCAGUCAACACACUCUGUGACACCCAACAGCUACUGCGACUUUUGUCUGGGUGAUGUGAGUGAGAACAAGAAGAGCGGAAGGCCUGAGGAGCUGUUGUCUUGCUCUGACUGUGGAAGAUCAGGUCAUCCAUCAUGUUUACAAUUCACACCCAAGUUGACAUACAAUGUGAAGAAGUACCGAUGGCAGUGCAUUGAGUGUAAAUCAUGUACACUCUGUGGCACCUCUGAUAAUGAUGACCAACUGCUGUUCUGUGAUGACUGUGACAGGGGCUACCACAUGUAUUGUCUCAACCCACCAAUGGAUAAACCUCCAGAAGGUCACUGGAUGUGCAGCCUAUGUCGGCAGUCGACCAUGCCUCCAUUCAUGCAGAUGCAAAUGAUGCAUCCAUCUGCUACACCUUCCAUGUGAUCAGCCAAAAAUUCCCCUGCUCAGGCCAAUAGUCAGGAUAUUUAGCAAUAGUUCACUAAACCAUUUUGUGGGCCACUUUCUUUGAUCCCCCUCUAUCUACUAGACUCGACUUCCUGCUGUGUUCCUGCGAUCUUGGCCUGAUCACCCUAUCAUCACUAAGUAAAAGUCAAGGAAUGCUGUCUCACUUGUCGGCUGGAAAACUGAACUUUUAAGAUCAAACACCGCCCUCUCUCCUCAGUACCACUUUAAGAGUAGAUUGUAUUGUAUAUAAAAGCUGAAAAAAAGUUUAAAUCACAAACAAACAAUCAAAACUAGGACAUAAACAUGACAUGCAUAAACAAAUAAAAUAGUCUUUGAUAAAGCUGAGUGUGAAUAGUGAAAACUCAAAUCUUUAUAUAAAAAUUCUGAUAAAAUUA
Nematostella vectensis (starlet sea anemone) is the source of this 1788-nucleotide messenger RNA. Its product is annotated as zinc finger protein DPF3. NCBI's taxonomy places the organism in Eukaryota, Metazoa, Cnidaria, Anthozoa, Actiniaria, Edwardsiidae. The transcript has 7 exons. Bases 149 to 1372 code for a protein of 407 amino acids. The record is from RefSeq and is a predicted model, not a curated record.